Messenger RNA from Aspergillus glaucus CBS 516.65, 1833 nucleotides. RefSeq names its product putative C6 transcription factor. Bases 1 to 1833 code for a protein of 610 amino acids. Gene Ontology annotation, biological process: regulation of DNA-templated transcription; DNA-templated transcription. The record is from RefSeq and is a predicted model, not a curated record. NCBI's taxonomy places the organism in Eukaryota, Fungi, Ascomycota, Eurotiomycetes, Eurotiales, Aspergillaceae. Gene Ontology annotation, molecular function: zinc ion binding; DNA binding; DNA-binding transcription factor activity, RNA polymerase II-specific. The transcript is spliced from 4 exons. Gene Ontology annotation, cellular component: nucleus.
AUGGCGGCAGACCGACCCAAGCGGGCGAGAGCUGGAGCAUGUAAGAAUUGCCGAGUACGCAAGAGACGAUGCGUUCCUAGUGAUACCGGGGAUGAAUGUGUACUCUGCCAAUCGCUGUCUAUUCCGUGUAGUUUGAGCCAAAACUACACGGAGCCCGAAGGUCCAGUCUUGAAAAGGGACUUUCAGGGCACACCGAGACAGCUAACGGAACGCGACAAGCCAUUGAAUGGUGCUUCGCUGUCCUCUUUUCCUGCUGCUGCUGCUGCUACCGCGGCUCCUUCGUCAUUUGUCUUUCCGUCGAAUCAUGCAUUGCGACCUCCUGUUAAGCCUCAGAGGUCGCCUUUGGUGAUAACUCCGGCAGUGCUGCUGGAGCUUGUAUCUCUUUAUUUUCGUUUCGUUCAUAAUGUUGCGCAUACUUUGUUUCAUGAGGCUAGCUUUAUCCGUCGCUUUAAUGAAGGGAGGGCAUCCUUGCUACACGUACACGCGAUGUGUGCGCUUUCUGCCAGGUACUCCCAAAAUCUAGUCUUCAAUGGCACUCCGCCUGGUUCGCGUGGGCAGGUCUAUGCUGCGGAAGCCACGCGACUACUCCAGGGGUAUCUGGCAUCCCCUAGCUUAGAGAGCACCCAGGCAUGUGUUCUGAUUGGCCACUUUAUGGGAGGUGAAGGCGACGUUAAAGCGAAGCACACCUACUUCGGACUCGCCAAACUCCAUGCAGAAAAUUUGUCGCUGUGGGCGAUGCCACACAACUUGACCGUCGUCCAUCGCGAGGAACGCCGCCGGACAUGGCUCUCUGUUCGGAUAGCUGAUCACUGGACCGCAGUCGACACAUCCGUUGAGCCUGCGCCUUUUCUCCUCAACGGACGGGACGUCCUUCCCGCUGUUGACGACAUUGCAUUCCAUACGUUUGACCCGGAGCUCCUUCGAGAGGAUCGUGCAUCGUGCAACAUGUGGGCGCAUAUGGCAGGCACCCUUGACAUCUUUGCGCGCAUUAGCAUUCUACUCGCGCGUCUCAGUCGGAGCGUGAUCUCUUUCGAUACAUAUUGCCGCGAGGUACCGCUUCUAACGCAGCGCUUGGAGAAAUGGGCCGAUGGAUUACCGGAGGAGCUGAAGUACAACAUUUCCAACCUCACAUCAUUCGCCAACAAGGGCCUCGGACGGACGUUUCUCUCUAUGCAUAUUGGAUAUUACCAUUUCCAGCAAAUUCUCUACUUUCCCUUUCUGGAUGCUCGCGCGAACAGGAGCACCUCAAUUCCUAUGGACGGUGCUGCGCAGUGCAAGAGUAGCGCUGCCAUGGUCUCUGAGAUUGUGCAGUAUGCCAUGAGGUUUCAGAACUGUGAGCUUGAUUACUUUAUUUACGGUUACAUCGCAGUGGUCAGCUCAUGCGUGCACUUGCAUACUUUGUUGCUGAGUGAGGAUCCGUCGGAGCUGUGGACGGCGCGGCAACGGCUGGUAUCUAAUUUCGAAUAUCUGAUGAGUUUGAAGAUUCUUUGGCCUAUGGUGAACCUUUCGGUGGCGCGCCUCAGGAUUUUCGAAGACUUCUGUCGCAACUCCAUGUCAGACCCCUUUGCGCUCGACAACUGGAUGGCCCGCUUCAUAACUGAGCACGCUUCUAUUUCUCCAGUGCGGAAACAGAGCACGCUCCCCAGUCUGGAGCCGGUAUUGGUGGACUCCGCUGCGCAAGGUGUACCGGGUCUCAAUAGCCACGCCUUAACCGGCACUGACGAAGCAGGUUCUACUGGAACGGAAUGGGGCAUCUUGUCCACUCUUCUCAGCGAUCGGAGUAUGACAAGCGAGGCUGUCGUGAAUAAUGCUUUGGAUUGGUUGUUGGAAUGA